Propithecus coquereli (Coquerel's sifaka) is the source of this 1891-nucleotide messenger RNA. It is a transcript of the gene SLC6A13, whose product is annotated as solute carrier family 6 (neurotransmitter transporter), member 13. Gene Ontology annotation, cellular component: plasma membrane. Lineage: Eukaryota; Metazoa; Chordata; Mammalia; Primates; Indriidae. The transcript has 15 exons. Gene Ontology annotation, biological process: sodium ion transmembrane transport; neurotransmitter transport. The coding region runs from base 83 to 1891 and encodes 602 amino acids. Gene Ontology annotation, molecular function: gamma-aminobutyric acid:sodium:chloride symporter activity. The record is from RefSeq and is a predicted model, not a curated record.
AAAUAGCCCGCACCUUCCCCUUGCCCCGCAGAUAAUUCUUCACCCCCGACUGGACCUCCGGCGGCCACUUCAGCAAGGUGGAAUGGACGGCAGAGUGCCCGGCGCGGCCAGCAAUGGAGAGACAAAGCCCGUGUGUCCAGUUGUGGAAAAGGCGGAGGAAGCCGGCCCCUUGGAGCGGGGGCACUGGAACAACAAGAUGGAGUUCGUGCUGUCCGUGGCCGGGGAGAUCAUCGGCUUAGGCAACGUCUGGAGGUUUCCCUACCUCUGCUACAAAAACGGGGGAGGUGCCUUCUUCAUCCCCUACCUCAUCUUCCUCUUCACCUGUGGCAUUCCUGUCUUCCUUCUGGAGACAGCACUGGGCCAGUACACUAGCCAGGGAGGCGUCACGGCCUGGAGGAAGAUCUGCCCCAUCUUCGAGGGCAUCGGCUACGCCUCCCAGAUGAUUGUCACGCUCCUCAACUUCUACUACAUCGUCGUCCUGGCCUGGGCCCUCUUCUACCUCUUCAGCAGCUUCACCGCCGACCUGCCCUGGGGCAGCUGCCGCCACGAGUGGAACACAGAGCACUGCGUGGAGUUCCAGAAGACCAACGGCUCUCUGAACCUGACCUCCGAGAACGCCUCCUCCCCUGUCAUCGAGUUCUGGGAGCGGCGGGUCCUGAAGAUCUCGGACGGCAUCCAGCACCUGGGGGCCCUGCGCUGGGAGCUGGCCCUGUGCCUCCUGCUCGCCUGGGUCGUCUGCUACUUCUGCAUCUGGAAGGGGGUCAAGUCCACGGGCAAGGUGGUGUACUUCACGGCCACGUUCCCUUACCUCAUGCUGGUGGUCCUGCUAAUUCGAGGGGUGACGCUGCCCGGAGCCGCCCAGGGAAUUCAGUUCUACUUGUACCCAAACCUCACACGCCUGUGGGACCCCCAGGUGUGGAUGGAUGCGGGCACCCAGAUCUUCUUCUCGUUCGCCAUCUGCCUCGGCUGCCUCACGGCCCUGGGCAGCUACAACAAGUACCACAACAACUGCUACAGGGACUGCAUCGCCCUCUGCUUCCUCAACAGCGGCACCAGCUUCGUGGCUGGGUUCGCCAUCUUCUCCAUCCUGGGCUUCAUGUCCCAGGAGCAGGGGGUGCCCAUUGCUGAGGUGGCCGAGUCAGGCCCUGGCCUGGCCUUCAUUGCCUACCCCCGGGCUGUGGUGAUGCUGCCCUUCUCUCCUCUCUGGGCCUGCUGUUUCUUCUUCAUGGUCGUUCUCCUGGGGCUGGACAGCCAGUUCGUGUGCGUGGAGAGCCUGGUGACCGCGCUGGUGGACAUGUACCCCUGCGUGCUCCGCAAGAAGAACCGGAGGGAGACGCUCAUCCUCGGAGUGUCUGUCGUGUCCUUCCUGGUCGGGCUGCUCAUGCUCACGGAGGGCGGGAUGUACGUGUUCCAGCUCUUUGACUACUACGCGGCCAGCGGCAUGUGCCUCCUGUUUGUGGCCAUCUUUGAGUCCCUCUGUGUGGCUUGGGUUUACGGAGCCCGGCGCUUCUACGACAACAUCGAAGAUAUGAUCGGGUACAGGCCGUGGCCUCUCAUCAGAUACUGCUGGCUCUUCCUCACGCCAGCCGUGUGCACGGCCACCUUCCUCUUCUCCCUGAUCAAGUACACGCCGCUGACCUACAACAAGAAGUACACGUACCCCUGGUGGGGCGACGCCCUGGGCUGGCUGCUGGCUCUGUCCUCCAUGGUCUGCAUUCCCGCCUGGAGCGUCUACAAACUCGGCACCCUCAAGGGCCCCCUCCGAGAGAGACUGCGCCAGCUCGCGUGCCCAGCCGAGGACCUGCCCCAACGGCAGCACGCGAGACCCUCUGCUCCUUUCACCCCCAGGACCUCACUGCUCAGACUCACGGAACUCGAGUCUCACUGCUAG